GUUUCACAUACCUGCCGAGCCCUACCACUCUUGAUAUCCUCUUGGUUUUGUAUUGCGUAACGAACGAUAAUAUGUCGGAUGCUCAAGAAGGCACCAACGGCCUAGAUGAUGGGUCGCAUCCACACUUGAGUCAAGAGGAUCUAGCAAAGCCCCUUCUGUUUAACAAUGACCCUGCUGAUAGGCCUGGUCAUGCACCUCUACUUGACCGUGUGGAUAUUCCAAGAGUUACCAUAACGCCGAAUGCAUCAUUAUACGAUACUGAUCCGCCUUCAAUUUUGCGGAUCCCGACAGGGAGUGAAGCCGACGCAGAAUGGUUCCGCAUCGGCACCGGAGUCAUGCCGAUUAUCAUCUCCUCCGAUGAAAUCCACAAACUAGGAAAGGAUCCCUCGGUUGCGGUCAAGAUUCCAGAAGAGCAUGGAUACGGGGAUGAUGCGUAUAUCGCACAGACGGAGGUGUUCCAUCUCCUGCAUUGCAUUGACAUGUUGCGGAAGGAGAUCUCCUACGAACAUUACUAUUUUCCUAAGUUUGGAAACAAUCCGGACGCUGAACAUAUGGCACAUAUUAGUCACUGUAUAGAUAUUCUGGCACAGGCCAUCAAAUGCUCCAGUAGCGUUGACGUGAUCCUGUUCAACUGGGUCGAGGGGUGGGAUCAACCUUUCCCGGACUUCAGUAAUCAGCAUGUUUGCCGAGACUUUGAAGCUCUUCUGGAGUAUGUCAAUGAGAAUUCGGUGCCACGCUCUGUGUGGAAAACAAUGAAAGAACCACCUGCGGGCUACGUGCGUCUGCCGGAGCCUGCGCCGGCACGACGGGCUGAAUCAGCUGGCGAUGCAUGA
Molecule: messenger RNA, 833 nt
Organism: Aspergillus pseudonomiae
Lineage: Eukaryota; Fungi; Ascomycota; Eurotiomycetes; Eurotiales; Aspergillaceae
Product: oxidase ustYa family protein
Exons: 2
Coding region: 72-833 (253 amino acids)
Biological process (GO): mycotoxin biosynthetic process
Source: RefSeq, a predicted model, not a curated record